Messenger RNA from Alternaria incomplexa, 438 nucleotides. RefSeq lists its product as uncharacterized. NCBI's taxonomy places the organism in Eukaryota, Fungi, Ascomycota, Dothideomycetes, Pleosporales, Pleosporaceae. The transcript has 2 exons. The coding region runs from base 1 to 438 and encodes 145 amino acids. The record is from RefSeq and is a predicted model, not a curated record.
AUGUUAGCCCAGCUUCUAGACCGCUACAUCCAUUUCAAGUUCCAACUCACAAACACGCAACUAGGCAUGCCUUCAUUAACGUCUUCGUCCAAACUAGCGAGUUCAAAACGGCUCAGGACUCUCAAAGCCCUUCGGAAAGAGCAGGAAUCCCUCACUGGGUGCGUAUCGUACACCAGGACGCGAAUGAAGAAACUGGGCGAAGAAAUCAACUUUGAACACAUGAGCAGUGCAAAGUAUUGGGAGAAAGCAAUAGAAUACGCCGUUUUGGGUCGGGACUUAUCGUUAUACCAGCUCCAGAGAGCUAGAGUCGACCAUCGUAUCGCUCGUAAAAGAAAGGAAUUUGGGCCUGGAGUCAAAUUCAUGAGAACAGACAAGGCACGACUGUUCAACGAGAGUAUGAUGGCCUGGGGCUUAAAGGGAAAGAUCUAUGAGCGAUGA